Tupaia belangeri chinensis (Chinese tree shrew) is the source of this 1592-nucleotide messenger RNA. It is a transcript of the gene HMOX1, whose product is annotated as heme oxygenase 1. Gene Ontology annotation, molecular function: heme oxygenase (decyclizing) activity; heme binding. NCBI's taxonomy places the organism in Eukaryota, Metazoa, Chordata, Mammalia, Scandentia, Tupaiidae. The record is from RefSeq and is a predicted model, not a curated record. The coding region runs from base 171 to 1010 and encodes 279 amino acids. The transcript is spliced from 6 exons. Gene Ontology annotation, biological process: response to oxidative stress; heme catabolic process; heme oxidation.
UUAGUCUGCUUCCGCUCCUGAGUUCCAGACACCGCCGUCCGCAGAGCCAGCACCGCGAGUCCAGCACCGCGAGUCAACAACCAGGGCGGAGCCAGCACCGCGGCGGGUCCAGCACCGCGAGUCCAGCACCCGGGCGGAGCCAGCACCGCGGCGGGUCCAGCUCCAGCCGAAUGGAACGCCCGCAGCCCGACAGCAUGGCCCUGGAUUUGUCAGAGGCCCUGAAAGAGGCCACCAAGGAGGUGCACACGCAGGCGGAGAACGCCGAGUUCAUGAAGAACUUUCAGAAGGGUCAGGUGACCCGAGAGGGCUUUAAGCUGGUGAUGGCGUCCCUGUACCACAUCUACGUGGCCCUGGAGGAGGAGAUCGAGCACAACAAGGAGAACCCUGUCUAUGCCCCCCUCUACUUCCCAGAAGAGCUUCACCGCAAGGCCGCCCUGGAGCAAGACAUGGCCUUCUGGUACGGACCUCGCUGGCAGGAGGUCCUCCCCUACACACCAGCCACGCGGCGCUAUGUGAGGAGACUCCACGUGGUGGGGCAGACAGAGCCCGAACUGCUUGUGGCCCACGCCUACACCCGUUACCUGGGUGACCUGUCUGGGGGCCAGGUCCUCAAGAAGAUUGCUCAGAAGGCCCUGGACCUGCCCCCCUCCGGCGAGGGCCUGGCCUUCUUCACCUUUCCCGGCAUCGCCAGCGCCACCAAGUUCAAGCAGCUCUACCGCUCCCGCAUGAACUCUCUGGACAUGACCCCCGAGAUCAGGGAGAGGGUCGUCGACGAGGCCAAGACCGCGUUCCUGCUCAACAUCCAGCUGUUUGAGGAGUUGCAAGAGCUGCUGACCCAGGCACCAGACCAUCCCCAGCAGGCCGGAGGCAGUGCCCAAGAUUCCACCCUCACGGAGACUCCCAGAGGGAAGCUGCAGCACAGUGCCCUCUCUCAAGCUCCACUGCUCCGAUGGGUCCUUACACUCAGCUUUCUGGUGGCAACGGUGGCCGUGGGACUUUAUGCCAUCUGAAUUCAUGCCUCCUGGUCCCUGGGGACCAUGAACUCUGCCCAGUGGAGGGCUUUCUUCCUGGAGAGGGAGAAGAUCUUGGCUGGUUUCCUACUUGAGCCUGGGAGGUCUUUGGGGGCUCCCAGCCCUCUCCCUGUGUCUUCCAUCUGGAAAGGAGGAAGAAGCCUGUGACAUCUUCUCCAAUGACAAGCACAUCCAGCUCACAGCCUCAACUUCUAAAGCAGGACAAGACCCAGCCCUCCCCUCAGCACCCUUGUUCCUGCAGCAGAGCCUGGACCAUGUGGCCAGAUGUGGCAGCUGUCCUGAGCCUCCCAAGGCCCUGGGGUUGUGGUCUUGUUGACAGCAAGGACCGCUUUCCUGUGGGCCAGGGCGAUUUUUAUAUACACACACAGAUGUCUGUUUGUCUCAUUUUUGUUGGAGCCACUCUUGGUUCCUGGCUUGGCCUGAUCUGUGCUAUUUUGUUGUUUUUAUAGCAGGGUUGGAGUGUCUUGGGGGGAGGUGGGAGGGGGUGUUGAACAGCACUGUGGCCUUAAUUGCUAACUUUUGUGUAAAGUAUUAAUAAUAAACAACAUUGACUGAUAGUAA